This is a messenger RNA of Lontra canadensis (Northern American river otter), 2168 nucleotides long. It is a transcript of the gene LIN9, whose product is annotated as lin-9 DREAM MuvB core complex component. Gene Ontology annotation, biological process: regulation of cell cycle; DNA-templated transcription; regulation of transcription by RNA polymerase II. Lineage: Eukaryota; Metazoa; Chordata; Mammalia; Carnivora; Mustelidae. The coding region runs from base 308 to 1780 and encodes 490 amino acids. The transcript is spliced from 16 exons. The record is from RefSeq and is a predicted model, not a curated record. Gene Ontology annotation, cellular component: transcription repressor complex; nucleoplasm. Gene Ontology annotation, molecular function: DNA binding.
GCCCCACAAUGCACCGCGGCGGGCAGCCUUUGAAAAAGCGGCGCGGCUCGUUCAAGAUGGCGGAGCUCGACCAGUUGCCUGACGAGAGUGUACAACAUAAUGAUUUGAUGUAUGUGAAAUGAUUGCCUCACCUGGGUUAGUUAACACCCAUCACCACACAUGAUUACAAUUUUUUUCUUAUGGCUCUUCAGCAAAAGCCCUUGUCAGUUUAAAAGAGGGAAGCUUAUCUAACACAUGGAAUGAAAAGUACAGCUCUUUACAAAAAACACCUGUUUGGAAAGGCAGGAAUACGGGCUCCACUGUGGAGAUGCCUUUCAGAAAUUCAAAACGAAGUCGACUCUUUUCUGAUGAAGAUGACAGACAGAUAAAUACAAGGUCACCAAAAAGAAACCAGAGAGUUGCAAUGGUCCCACAGAAAUUUACGGCAACAAUGUCCACACCAGACAAGAAAGCCUCACAGAAGAUUGGUUUCCGAUUACGUAACCUCCUCAAGCUUCCCAAAGCACAUAAAUGGUGCAUAUAUGAAUGGUUCUACUCAAAUAUAGAUAAGCCACUGUUUGAAGGCGAUAAUGACUUCUGUGUGUGUCUGAAGGAAUCCUUUCCGAAUUUAAAAACAAGAAAGUUAACAAGAGUAGAAUGGGGAAAAAUCAGGCGACUUAUGGGAAAACCACGGAGAUGUUCUUCUGCAUUUUUUGAGGAAGAGAGAUCAGCCUUAAAACAGAAACGACAGAAAAUAAGGCUCUUACAACAAAGGAAAGUUGCAGAUGUUUCCCAAUUCAAAGAUCUCCCAGAUGAAAUUCCUUUACCCCUGGUUAUUGGAACCAAAGUUACAGCUCGAUUACGUGGUGUUCACGAUGGUCUCUUCACUGGACAAAUAGAUGCUGUGGAUACUUUUAAUGCUACUUACAGAGUAACUUUUGAUAGGGCAGGGCUUGGAACCCAUACCAUUCCUGACUAUGAAGUUCUUAGUAACGAGCCUCACGAGACGAUGCCGAUCGCUGCCUUUGGACAGAAACAGCGGCCUUCCCGGUUCUUUCCGACUCCACCCCGGUUACAUUAUACUCCUCCUCUCCACUCACCCAUUACGGAUAAUGAUCCUUUACUAGGACAGUCGCCUUGGAGAAGUAAGAUUUCUGGCUCUGACACUGAAACUUUAGGUGGUUUUCCAGUAGAAUUCCUUAUCCAAGUGACCAAAUUGUCGAAAAUUCUCAUGAUUAAAAAGGAACAUAUAAAAAAAUUAAGGGAAAUGAACACAGAAGCAGAAAAAUUGAAAUCCUAUUCCAUGCCCAUCGGCAUCGAGUUUCAGCGGAGAUAUGCAACCAUCGUUCUGGAGCUUGAGCAGCUCAAUAAGGACCUCAACAAAGUUUUGCAUAAGGUUCAGCAGUACUGCUAUGAGCUCGCUCCAGACCAGGGCCUACAGCCUGCAGACCAGCCCACGGAUAUGAGGCGGAGGUGUGAGGAGGAAGCGCAGGAGAUCGUCCGGCAUGCCAACUCCUCCACCGGGCAGCCCUGUGUUGAGAAUGAAAAUCUGACAGACUUAAUCUCCAGGCUCACUGCUAUUUUAUUACAAAUUAAGUGUCUGGCAGAAGGAGGAGACCUGAAUUCCUUUGAGUUCAAAUCCCUUACAGAUUCAUUAAAUGAUAUCAAGAGUACGAUAGAUGCUUCCAAUAUCAGUUGCUUUCAGAAUAAUGUCGAAAUCCAUGUUGCACACAUUCAGAGUGGCCUGAGCCAGAUGGGAAACCUGCACGCCUUUGCCGCCAAUGACACCAACAGGGACUGAGGAGCAGUCUUCCCUGUUCCAGCCGCACAGGACACUGCGGUCCCUUCCCCUCGGCUUCCAACACCAAAUGACCCACGUGCUGGAAAACAAGGGAACUGUGCAUCUCCAGCGAAGGCACUGGAACGUACCGUCGUGCUUCUUGAACCAGCACUGCUGACCAGCAUUCUAUUUAUUUUUCUCCUUAUUAUUCAGCUGCAGUAGCAUCACUUAUGUUACACGUUUAUCGGCAAGGAUUUUUCAACCGAAACUGUCUGAACAAAAGACGCUGUCACGGAAGAGUGUGCUGACCCUUUUUUCAACGUGCAUGAAUUCCGCCAACACGCGCAGACAGCUGCUCCCCCCGGCAGGCGCGAGCAGACACAGGCCUCCUGCUUGGAACUGCGACCGG